Molecule: messenger RNA, 1030 nt
Organism: Hibiscus syriacus
Lineage: Eukaryota; Viridiplantae; Streptophyta; Magnoliopsida; Malvales; Malvaceae
Exons: 3
Coding region: 1-858 (285 amino acids)
Source: RefSeq, a predicted model, not a curated record
AUGGCAAAUAUAAUGCUCUCUCUCAAAACAGCGGUGAUAUCAACCGGAAUCAUAUCGUUAGCCGUUUUGUUUAAAGUUUCAGCUCCGUUCGUGACGGAGGUUGUAACGUCUGGUAUUCCUUCAACUUACGGUUUAAUACUUUCUUUUCUUCGGCCUCCGUACCUUUACCUUCUUAUCAACUGCAUCAUCAUCACCAUCGUCGCUUCUUCCAAGCUCCAGAGGCGGAAACCCGAGUCUUCUCAACCCAAUCCUUUACCGGAUAUAGUUUCUCCGGCGUUCAAGGUUUCGAGUGAAGUUUUUAGUAAUGAGUUCAGUUAUGGAAACGCUGCAGCAAGAAUCUUGGUGGAGAAGGAUUCGGAGGCGGCGGAGGAGAUCUAUGGAGCUUGUGAGUUUGUUGGAGGGGGAUCGGCUGAGAAGCCGCCGCUGGUGAAAAGAUUCGGUCAGCGGAAAGCUGUGAAAGCGGCGCCGGAAGGUAAAGCUUUGAGAGUGUCAAAGCCAAAACGGCACGAUACAUUGGAGUCGACGUGGAAGACGAUAACGGAGGGCCGUCCGAUGCCAUUAACACGUCACCUGAAGAAAUUCGACACGUGGGAACGUGCUCAAAAGGACUUCAAUACCCCUCCCCCUCCUCUCCCCAACGCCAUGAAGAAAUCCGAUACCUUCAACGAACACACCAAGGAACCGCCACUGACUCGAUCUUCUGUAUCGGGAAAACUCAAGAGAGACCCCUCGCUGAGUCAAGACGAGUUGAACCGCCGAGUGGAAGCGUUCAUUAAGAAGUUCAACGACGAAAUGAGGUUGCAGAGGCAGGAGUCUCUUAAUCAGUGUCAGGAAAUGCUUAGCAGAGGGGCACAGUAGAGAAUUCAGUACUCUCUCGAGGGUUAAAAAGUAAAAUUACCUUUUUUCCAGUGAGGUAUAUAACUCCUGCUUUGUAAAAAUAUUUCCUCCUCCAUUGGAAUUCCUUGAUUUUGUAUAACGGCUAGAGCAUGGCAUAUGCAGAUAUAGAAUACACAUGGAUAUCCAUUUUGCA